GAAGGAUUUGCCGUUGCUCUUCUCAGGCGCGAAGCUCGAGUGAGCGGAGACCCAUUUCUGUCCUGCAAACCGGAGAAGGGUUUCGGAGGGGCUGGGGGACAUUUGGGACUUCCUCGGGCUCCUUUUGGCUGCCCUCGAGCAGGAGACCCGACGGAAGCCCAGGGAUCUCCAGGGAUGGAGGCCGCCCUCAGCCCAGAGAUCCACCGCCGGCGCUUCCGCGGUCUCGACGGCUGCCGCCAGGAGACCGAGGGGCCCCGGGAGCUUUGCAGCCGCCUGCACCGCCUGUGCCGCCAGUGGCUGCGGCCGGAGAGGAGCAGCAAAGGGGAGAUGCUGGACCUGGUGGUGCUGGAGCAGCUGCUGGCCCUGCUGCCCGCGGAGAUGGCGAGCUGGGUGAGGGAGUGCGGAGCCGAGAGCUGUUCGCAGGCGGUGGCCCUGGCCGAAGGCUUCCUCCUCAGCCAAGCCCAGCGGGAAGAGCCGGGAAAGGGGCAGGAGCCGUUCACAGAGGAGAUUUCAGCAGAGCUCCGGGACAGAGAAGAUCGAUCCAGCUCUAUUCAGGACCUGUUUUUCAGGAGGACCCAAUUCUGGCCACCUUCCCAGAGCUCUGAUCCCUUUGAGGAGGUGACUGUGGACUUCACAGAUGAGGAGUGGAGGCUGCUAGAUUCUGGGCAGAAGGCCUUGUGCAGAGAAGUCAUGCAGGAGGUUUCUAUCAAUAUGGCUGCUCUGGAUGAGGUGUUUGUGAAUGAGAACGACAAGGAAGCAUGCAUGCCUCUAAAAACUAUGGAGAAUAACUCCUUCGCUGCUACUUCACCAAAGAAACUGUAUGGGAAAUGCAAACCACAUACUUCUGUAAUAUCUUUGGUGGAUUCCACCCUGAGCAGAAAGAGGAAAUGCUGCAUGCAGUGUGGAAAGAGUUUCAGUACGAAAAGUAAUCUUAAUGUCCACCAAAAGAUGCACACCGGGGAGAGAUCAUAUGAAUGCAUAGAAUGUGGAAAGAGCUUUAUCCGGAAAGAAAAUCUUAAACUUCAUGAGAGGAUCCACACUGGGGACAGACCGUAUAAAUGCAUGGAAUGUGGAAAGAGCUUUACCCAGAAAGUAAAUCUUAAUCAUCAUGAGAGGAUCCACACUGGGGACAGACCAUAUAAAUGCAUGGAAUGUGGAAUGAGUUUUACCCGGAAAGGACCUCUUAAUCGUCACAAAAGGAUGCACACUGGAGACAGACUGUAUAAAUGCAUGAAAUGUGGAAAGAGUUUUAUACGGAAAGGACAUCUUAAACUUCAUGAGAGGAUCCACACUAGGGACAGACCAUAUAAAUGCAUGAAAUGUGGAAAGAGCUUUACCCAGAAAGGACAUCUUAAUUUUCAUCAGAGGAUCCACACUGGGGACAGACCGUAUAAAUGCAUGGAAUGUGGAAAGAGCUUUAUCCAGAAAGGAAAUCUUAACCUUCAUGAGAGGAUCCACACGGGGGACAGACCGUAUAAAUGCACAGAAUGUGGAAAGAGCUUUACUCAGAAAGAAAGUCUUAAUAUUCAUGAGAGGAUCCACACUGGGGAUAGACCAUAUAAAUGCAUGGAAUGUGGAAAGGCCUUUACCCGGAAAGGAAAUCUUAAUCGUCACAAAAGGAUCCACACUGGGGACAGUCUGUAUAAAUGUAUGGAAUGUGGAAAGAGCUUUACUCGGAAAGGAAAUCUUAAUCUUCAUGAAAGCAUCCACACUGGGGACAGACCAUAUAAAUGCAUGGAAUGUGGAAAGAGUUUCAUUAGCAACAAAAAUCUUAAACUUCAUGAGAGGAUCCACACUGGGGACAGACUGUAUAAAUGCAUGGAAUGUGGAAAGAGCUUUACGCAGAAAGGAAAUCUUAAUCUUCAUGAGAGGAUGCACACUGGGGACAGACCGUAUAAAUGCAUGGAAUGUGGAAAGAGCUUUACCCAGAAAGGAAAUCUUAAUCUUCAUGGGAGGAUCCACACUGGGGAAAGACCAUAUAAAUGCAUGGAAUGUGGAAAGAGCUUUAUCCGGAAAGAAAGUCUUAAUCUUCAUGAGAGGAUCCACACUGGGGACAGACCAUAUAAAUGCAUGGGAUGUGGAAAAAGCUUUACUCAGAAAGGUCAUCUUAAACUUCAUGAGAGGAUGCACACUGGGGACAGACCGUAUAAAUGCAUGAAAUGUGGAAUGACCUUUACCCAGAAAGGACCUCUUAAUCGUCACAAAAGGAUCCACACUAGGGACAGACCGUAUAAAUGCAUGAAAUUUGGAAAGGGCUUUACCGGGAAAGGACGUCUCAGUUUUCAUGAGAGGAUCCACACUGGGGACAGACCGUAUAAAUGCAUGGAAUGUGGAAAGAGCUUUAUCCGGAAAGAAAGUCUUAAUCUUCAUGAGAGGAUGCACACUGGGGACAGACCGUAUAAAUGCAUGGAAUGUGGAAAGAGCUUUAUCCGGAAAGAAAGUCUUAAUCUUCAUGAGAGGAUCCACACUGGGGACAGACCAUAUAAAAUCAUGGAAUGUGCAAAGAGCUUUACCCAGAAAGUUGAUCUUAAUCCUCACGAAAGGAUCCACACUCGGGACAGGACUUUUAAAUGCACGGAAUGUGGAAAGACCUUUACCCGGAAACAAUAUCUUAAUCUUCAUGAGAGGAUCCACACUGGGCACAGACUGUAUAAAUGCAUGGAAUGUGGAAAGACCUUUACCCAGAAAGGAAAUCUUAAUCGUCACAAAAGGAUCCACACUGGGGACAGACCAUAUAAAUGUAUGGAAUGUGGAAAGAGCUUUACCCAGAAAGGAAAUCUUAAUGUUCAUGAGAGGAUCCACACUGGGCACAGACCGUAUAAAUGCAUGAAAUAAUGACCUUUACCCAGAAAGGACCUCUUAAUCUUCAUGAGAGGAUCCACACUGAGAACAGACAGUAUAAAUUCGUGGAAUGUGGAAAGACCUUUACCCAGAAAGGACCUCUUAAUCGUCAAAAAAGGAUCCACACUGGGGACAGACCAUAUAAAUGCCUGCAAUGUGGAAAGACCUUUACCCAGAAAGGACCUUUUAAUCGUCACAAAAGGAUCCACACUGGGGACAGAUAAAUGUCUGGAAUGUGGAAAGAAGGUUAUCCAGAAAGGACAACUUAAUCUUCAUGAGAGGAUCCACAAUGCAUGAAAUGUGGAAUGACUGUUUCCCAGAAAUUUGAUCCUAAUUUUAAGAAAAAGAUGCACACUGGGGACUGACCGUAUCAAUGCCUGGAAUGUGGAAAGAGUUUCAUUAGGUACGUUCAUCUUAAUUGCCACCAAAACAACCACACUGAGCAGCGACCAUUAAAUGUAUGGAAUGUGGAAAGACCUUUAACUGGAAAGGAUAUCUUAAAUCGUCGCAAAAGUAUCCAUACUAGGGACAGUGUAUAAAUGCAUGGAAUGUGGAAAGAGCUUCAUUAGAAAGUCAUCUUAAUUGGCACCAAAGGACUCACAGUGGGAACCGACCAUAUAAUAGACUGGAAAAAGCUAUAUUGGGAAAGCUCAUCUUAAUUGUUAUGAAAGGAUCCACACUGGGGAUAGACCGCAUUAAUGCACAGAGUGUGAAAAUAGCUUAACUUGGAAAACACAAUUCUCAUAAAGAGCAUAUAAACCCACGUAGAGUAGAAAGAGCCUUUCUGAGGAGAGAGACGAUACUUGCCACCAAAGUAUCCACAGGGGAACCAGCCCUCAAAUGUAUUGAGUGUGGACAGAAAAAGCCUUUAAUGACUGCAGGUAGUCCUUGAUUUAGAACCACAAUUGAGCCCAAAAUUUCUCUUGUUAAGUGAGACAUUUGUUAAGUGAAUUUUGCCCCAUUUUACUGCAUUUGUUACCUAUGUUGUUAAG
Messenger RNA from Crotalus tigris (Tiger rattlesnake), 3833 nucleotides. Its product is annotated as zinc finger protein 420-like. NCBI's taxonomy places the organism in Eukaryota, Metazoa, Chordata, Lepidosauria, Squamata, Viperidae. Gene Ontology annotation, biological process: regulation of transcription by RNA polymerase II. The record is from RefSeq and is a predicted model, not a curated record. The transcript is spliced from 5 exons. Gene Ontology annotation, molecular function: RNA polymerase II cis-regulatory region sequence-specific DNA binding; DNA-binding transcription factor activity. Bases 175 to 2835 code for a protein of 886 amino acids.